AUCAUCAGCCGCCUGCGUCACUCUAAGCAGGAAGUGGGAUUUUGGGAGAGCCGGAAAAGCGGAGCUAAAAGAAAUAUUCCAUCUUCAAACUCUAAGGAUUGUUAAGGGUUGCAUUCUUUUUCAUAUCAAAUAUUUUUUGAGAGGAGGGAACCUUCAGAAAAAAUGUGGAAGGCAGCAGCAGGUCAGUCGGUCACAGUGCCGUUGGAUGCUGGAGGUGAUGACUGGGAGACAGACCCAGACUUUGAGAAUGAUGUUUCCGAGAAGGAACAGAGGUGGGGGGCCAAAACAGUGGAAGGCUCUGGUCACCAGGAACACAUAAAUAUCCACAAGUUGCGUGAGAACGUGUCAUCAGAGCACAGUGACCUAAGGCAGAAGGAGCUAGCCAACAUGCCCAAGGCCUCGGACGGCUACGGGGGAAAGUUUGGGGUGCAGCAAGACCGCAUGGACAAGUCUGCGGUGGGCCAUGAGUACCAGAGUAAGCUGUCUAAGCACUGCUCUCAGACAGAUACAUCCAAAGGCUUUGGUGGAAAGUUUGGAGUGCAGGACGACCGUGUCGACAAGUCUGCUGUUGGGUUUGAUUAUGCAGGGAAGACGGAGAAACACGCGUCGCAGAAAGACUACUCCACCGGGUUUGGGGGGAAAUUCGGGGUGCAGGCAGACCGUGUGGACAAGACUGCAGUGGGCUUUGAAUACCAGGGCAAAACAGAGAAACACGACUCCCAGAAAGAUUACACCAAAGGUUUUGGUGGAAAAUUUGGAGUGGAGACGGACAAGGUGGAUAAGAGUGCCUUAGGAUUUGAGUACCAGGGGAAAACGGAGAAGCACGAGUCUCAGAAAGAUUACGUGAAGGGCUUUGGGGGCAAGUUUGGCGUGCAGACUGACAGACAGGACAAGUCCGCCGUAGGGUGGGACCACCAGGAAAAACUUCAGCUCCACGAGUCACAGAAAGACUAUAAGCGUGGGUUCGGAGGACAGUAUGGGGUGGAGGUGGGAAAGCAGGACCAGUGUGCCCUGGGUUAUGAGCACAAGGAGAGGCCGGCAAAGCACGAGUCUCAAAAAGACUACUCCCAUGGGUUCGGGGGGAAGUUUGGCGUCCAGACGGACAGAAUGGAUAAGAGUGCUGGCAACUUUGAACAUGUAGAGAAGCCCAGCCCUGCCUACCAGAGGACUAAACCUGUGGAAGCUGCCGGUAGCAGCACCGGCAGCAUCAAGGCCCGUUUUGAAAACAUCGCCAAGCAGAAGGAGGAGGAGGACCGCAAGCGGGCGGAUGAGGAGAAGACCCGGCGCCAGGCCAAGGAGAAGCAGGAGCAGGAGGAGGCGCGACGCAAGUUAGAGGAGACAGCCAAGGCCAAACCCGCCUCACCCACACCCAGCCCCACCCCUUCUGCCCAGCCUGCUGCACUGUCACCCACACAUGCAGCCGCAGACCAAGUUUACCAGGACACUGCUGUUUAUGAAGAGCCUGCAGAAUACAAAGCCAAAGUGACAGAGGAUUUGUAUGAGGCGGAGCCCAGGCCUGUCACCCCGCAGGUGGAUGAGGAGGCUCCCACCCAGGAGGAGGCGCUCUAUCAAAACCCUGACGAGACAGCAGACGCCCUGACGGACGAGUAUGGUGAGGAUUUGGGCCAAACUGCGGUGGCGCUGUAUGACUACCAAGCAGCUGGCGAUGACGAGAUCUCCUUCGACCCUGAUGACAUCAUCACCAAUAUAGAGAUGAUUGAUGAAGGCUGGUGGAGGGGUGUGUGCCGGGGUGCCUACGGCCUCUUCCCAGCCAAUUAUGUUGAGCUUCGGCAAUGAAGCCCGCCCUGCAUCAAAACCGCUUCUUAUCCUUUUCCCUUCACUUCUGAUUCUUCUGUUUCUCACACUCUGUUGUUCUGUUGAUCACAGUGCUUCUUUCGAGUGUGCUCAACAUUCUCAGGUCUUUCAACUGUCCCUGUCUUUCUUUCUCACCCCAGUCUGUAUUGGGUUUAGUGGCUCUUGGCUUUGACAGAGCUACCUGCCUGCCAGGAAGAGGCUUCAGCCUGAUUUAAAGACUCUGAAUAAAAGAUGAAUCUUGGAUAAACACUUACCCUGGCUUACGCACUAAAGAGGGAGAGUGAGAGGGAGAGCCCUGCUAUGACAGAAAGACCUUUAAUUGUAAACCAGGCAAUCUGAGAAACACUACUCAUUAGCUAGUUGCAUUCUUGGUUCUAUAAGAUGCCAGGCGCUCUUGCUGCUUUGUCCCCAUUGCACCAGUUAGCUAAUUCUCAAUUCAAAUUUUCCCUCGUAGAAUGUCCAAGUUAUCGAUUUGGUGUUGACACUUAACGUCUACAGUAACAUUUAAAGUAUAUUUUCUCUCUUUUGGAGGUGGGGGAUGGAUUAAAGUAACCAAGUUAGGCACAACAACUAACACCUGGAGCAUGUUUUGUUCAAAAUAUUGUGACUUCCAGUAGGGUUGGUUGAUGUUGAAAGAGCACUUUGAAACAGUAAUAAUAAGAGGCAGUGGUCAAUUGAUUGAUUGGUGUGUAACUAAAUUGAAAUAGCUAGUACACUGACCCAGAGCAGUGUCUGAGCUGUGGCAAGGGCUUGUUCUAGCUAUUCAGAUUUGUACUGAUUUCCUUCUUUUUGCUAACUAAAGCCAUCUAUUUAGUGUUCCAGACAUCAAAUUAAACAUUAUGUUUUUGAGGAUGUAUUGAAAAAAAGUUUACCACGGGUUACUUAAAUUUUUGGUGUAAUGUGGAUUUUGCCUAAUCAUGGGGCUAUACCAUUAUAGAUGUUGUGAAUUUCCAUUGCUUCUUCAAAUCUCUUCCUUUUUGCAUAGGCAUGAGAAAAGACACUAGAAAGCAUUAGAACAAAAUAAAUCAUGGAAUUGUCUUUUUAAUCACUCACCCAUAGUCCUGUGGUAGAUGAUGUACAAAUAAAUAGUUUUUAUGAUGCUCAGAGCGAUAUAUUGGGUAGAUUUUUUUUUUUCCCCAGCCAUUGUUGCGUCAUCGUUGUACGAGACCUGUAUAUCUCCUGUCACAGGUGUGUUUUCAAGCAACCUGUGGUGGGAGUCUAUCAUGUGUUCCAUGUCUGUCGUGUGUUCAUGUGCAUGAAUGUGGGAUUUGGUAUUAUUGUGUCUGGAGCCACAUUGAGACGCUUAUCAUGACCAGAGUGUGCUGUUGAGUGAACGACUGCAGAGUGAUAUUUAUCAAAAGGGGGCUAUUGCUACUUAAAAAA
Molecule: messenger RNA, 3198 nt
Organism: Esox lucius (northern pike)
Lineage: Eukaryota; Metazoa; Chordata; Actinopteri; Esociformes; Esocidae
Product: src substrate protein p85
Exons: 16
Coding region: 163-1797 (544 amino acids)
Biological process (GO): regulation of actin filament polymerization
Cellular component (GO): focal adhesion; site of polarized growth; lamellipodium
Molecular function (GO): actin filament binding
Source: RefSeq, a predicted model, not a curated record